Molecule: messenger RNA, 545 nt
Organism: Lagopus leucura (white-tailed ptarmigan)
Lineage: Eukaryota; Metazoa; Chordata; Aves; Galliformes; Phasianidae
Gene: RPL36
Product: ribosomal protein L36
Exons: 2
Biological process (GO): cytoplasmic translation
Cellular component (GO): ribosome; cytosolic large ribosomal subunit
Molecular function (GO): structural constituent of ribosome
Source: RefSeq, a predicted model, not a curated record
UUCCCCGAACUUGCAUGUGUGGCUUUAAAUUUGCACAUCGCAGGGGUUGGAAAGGACCUUGAGGGAUCAUUGAGUCCAACCCCCUGCAAAGCAGCUCCCCCGACAGGCCGCACAGGUCAGCAUCCAGUCAGGUCUUCGUGUCUCCACAGCCCACUAGUUCAGAGCCCUGCAGAGCACGUGGAAGGGCUGUGUUGUUGGCAGGGGUGGCUCUGGCACCCUGGCUGUUUUUGUGCUUAUGUUGAUUGUGAAUGUUGUUUUUCUUUCCCCUUCCAACAGCGCCUGACGAAACACACCAAAUUUGUGCGAGACAUGAUCAGGGAGGUCUGCGGCUUCGCGCCCUACGAACGACGUGCUAUGGAACUGCUGAAAGUCUCCAAAGAUAAACGUGCUCUGAAGUUCAUCAAGAAACGGGUUGGCACUCACAUUCGGGCCAAGCGAAAGCGGGAAGAACUCAGCAAUGUCCUGGCAGCCAUGAGGAAAGCUGCUGCAAAGAAGGAUUGAGUUGUACAGCCUGGAGCUCAAUAAAGCCCUUUCUGAUAAAAGAA